AUGGCAUUUUACCAAAUCAACAGACUUAAUCUGGGCAAGCCUGAAGCAAAUAGUUCAGGACUGUUACAGGACUUGAGAGUCCAGUCUACAGCACCUCCAGACCCAAAGCGCCAGUCUGUUGACUCUGCUGGCAUCAGUAUCGCAGAGUCGCACAAUGGUUCACAGUCUGGUUCCAAUUUUGACCUUCUGCAUGAAGAUGCUUCCCGCUACAAUAGCAUUCAAGCAAGCCUGCAGUUACAUAUCUCGCCGACUUCGGAGGACGUUCUUCCGUGA
Messenger RNA from Echinococcus granulosus, 273 nucleotides. RefSeq lists its product as hypothetical. Bases 1 to 273 code for a protein of 90 amino acids. The transcript is spliced from 2 exons. NCBI's taxonomy places the organism in Eukaryota, Metazoa, Platyhelminthes, Cestoda, Cyclophyllidea, Taeniidae. The record is from RefSeq and is a predicted model, not a curated record.